Molecule: messenger RNA, 3574 nt
Organism: Drosophila miranda
Lineage: Eukaryota; Metazoa; Arthropoda; Insecta; Diptera; Drosophilidae
Product: nucleolar protein dao-5
Exons: 9
Coding region: 194-3013 (939 amino acids)
Cellular component (GO): extracellular region
Molecular function (GO): chitin binding
Source: RefSeq, a predicted model, not a curated record
GCGGUCAGCCAGGUGAACGGCAGCGAACACAGCCCCUCUCGCAUAAAAAAAAACAAAUAAAAAUUAAUAAGAGAAAAACUGGAAAAACCAUUGAAGAUUUCUGUGGAUUAUUUUGGCAGAUAUUUUUGGAGACCCAGAAAAGGUUGAGAGACAAGUGGUGAUAUAUCCCCGAGAGAUCAGCGAAACCUUCAAGAUGAAAAGCGCCAAGCGCUGGCUGUUCAUGACAGCAACAGUGCUGCUGCUGAGCCUACUGGCCUGCUCAGAGGCUGCCCUGCCCUUCAAAAAGGUCUCCAUUGCCAAGACACCCGCCUUCACGAGCAGCACCACCACCACCAGCACCAGUACAACCACAGAGGACACACCCGUCGAGGAGGAGGACACCCCGGUGCCCAGUGGCGAGGGCGGCAGCAGCGACGUUCCCAAGGCGGAAAAUAACACUCGUACGUCGACAAAGAACUCCAAACUGACGGGCAUUCCACAAAUCGAUUACAUCUGGGAUCCGAAUCUUCCCAGGGAAUUGAAUGGGUACAAUCUUUCGACUUAUCCCUUCCUUUCGACGGUGCCGCCCAUGGAUGAGAUUCACUUCAAGUGCGAGGGCCUCCACGAUGGUUUCUAUGCCUCCAUUGAGUACAAAUGUCAGAUCUACCAUCAUUGCGUCUAUGGGAUACGGCACGAUUUUCUGUGCGCCAAUUUCACGGCGUUCGAUCAGCGGACAUUCAUCUGUCACUUUGCCUCCGAUGUAGACUGUGAGGGAUCCCAAAAGUACUGGAACAGGAACGAUGCACUCUAUAUGGCUACCACCACCACAUCCACGACUACCACAACCAUUGCACCGCCACCCACGCAACCGGCAGCACCGCGUCGUCGUCUGCAGAGACCACAGCGACCCCUGAGGCGGCCGUACAACCGGAGACCCAUCGAUGACUACUACUACGAUGAGGAGGAUCAGUACGAGGACGAGUACUACGAGCGACCGACGCGCAGGCACAAGACCAGACCGCGUCAUCGCAAGCCCCAGGUGGAGGUGGACUACGAGGACGAGUACGAGGAGAAGCGGGUCGAGGCCGAAAAGCCGGCAAGACGCAACCGAAAUCGGUACAGGGAUGAGGAAGAUUCCCUGGACGAGGACUACGAGGAGCGGCCGGCAAUCAGAAGAGGAAAACCAACGCCGGGACCAGCUGGAAGGAAGGUGUCGCCGCCUCGCAAGCCCGGUCGAGCGGAGGAGCGACGCAGCUUCAAUGAGGACCGGCCCCUGGCCAGGCGUCGCAGCAACGAGAGGCGUACCACGCCGUCAUCCGCCAUCGACGAUCUCGAUGAGUACGAGAAGCCCUACGGGGGCACGGACCAGGAGGAGGCUGCCGAGGAGCAGACGCCGCAGAAGGUGAAGACCACACCGAAACCUCUCACGGAAUAUAUCACUCCCAAAGCGGCCACCGCCUCUGUGUAUGCCCGUCCCAGGGCUCCGCCGAAGAUCGCCCGCCCAGUGCCCAUCACCGAGAAAAAGAAGUACUCCUAUCCGGUGCAGAAAAACACGGCCACCGCCCAGCCGCCGUCUGGGAAUGGGCAGGAGGAGGAGGACUACUCCCAGGAGCAGGCGCAGGAGGAUGACUACGAGCAACCACCACCGCCACCGCCGGCCAGGAACAUUCCCCGACGACGCACUGCAGCGCCCAGGGCCGAGCAAAAGCCCACACGAACCACGCUGCGGAAGCCCGUGACGGACAAGAAGCCGCUCGAGGAGGAUUACGAUGAGCCGGCCGAGCAGCCGGAGCCACCGCGCAAGCGGAAGCGUCCACUGGCUCCCCGAUCCCGCGCCCCAGCAGCCGAUGUGGACUUCGAUGACGAGGACUACGAGGAGAGCCUAGCGCCUGCGCCAGUGGCAACAGCAGCUCCAGCACGUGGCAUCCUGAGGAGUCGCUCCAAGGCAACGACCACAAGAAAGCCAAUAGCGCCUCGACCCCGGCAGCCCAUCGUCGAGGAGGAGGACACGGCUGAGCCCAUCAUCAGCGAGGAGGAGGCGCCCGCAUCCGCGAUUGCGCCCAGAACGAGAGCAAAUUCCCUGAGCGGAAGGACGGCACCUGGCAAACCACAGCGCCCCCCAUCGGUACGUGUGGUCAAGCGACCCUUCCUGCCCUCCCGGGGCGGAAGCCCCUAUCUGCCGCGCGGCCUUCAGCCGGUGGGCGUGGCCCUGAAGCCAGUGCCGCCAGUGACGACAGACAGCACGCCCAUCGACAUGGGUUCGACCAUCUCGGGGGUGCGUUUGCUGGAGCACGGGGCACCGCUGCUGCGAGGACGGCCCGACAGCAGCGAAGACGAGGUGGAGGAGGAGGAGGAGGACGACGAUGAGGGGGCGCCUCCGUCUCCGAGUCCGCCACGUACCACGCUGCCGCCUCGCAGCGCCCUGCCGGCCACGCCCAAGCAGCAGCAGCAGCAACAGCCGCCGAAACUGAAUCUCGACGAGCUCUACGAGAACGACUACGAUGUCACGCUGAACGAUGCGCUCGAUCCCACGCUUAAGCCGCUCUCGCCAUUGCCACAGCAUCAGAUUCAGAUUCAGCAUUCGCAUCCGCUUCCGUAUCAGCCACAGCAACAGCAACAGCCGCAGGGUCGUCCCUAUGCCAGUGCCUAUGCAGCUCCUACUGGUGGCAGCUCCGCCUCAUCCGCCUACAAUCCAUUCGCCUAUCAGCAACAGUAUCAGCAUCCGAAUCAUCCGCAGCAUUCGCAGCAAUCAUCAACAUCCGCUUCAGCUUCAGCAUCAGCAUCCGCAUCAGCUCAAUCCCAAACGCAAUCGCAGCCAGCGAGCUACCAUAGUGAUUCCUAUUUCUCAUCGACAGAUAUACGCCGGCGGGCUAUUGUCCCGUCGCAAGCCGCGCGUCCACAUCGACACGAAUACGCUGCUCCCAGAGGACCAGCCGCCGGAGGAGCUGGACCAGGCGCCGGCCCAGGAGUGAGUCAUCACCAUCAAAUGGGCGGACGGAUUGCCCAGCAUUUUUACGAUGACUUUGCCUAUUGAAUGCGGGAUACGAACGAGGUCUGUGUGUGUGUGUGUGUGUAAUAAGUUUCUUAAGCUGUAAAUAAGUUUCCCCCAACCCCAAGAGCACCCAAGAGAACCCAAGAGAACCCAAGAGACCCCAACCAACCCCAAUUGAAGAGGAGUGGAAGGAUUCGUGUCCCCUACUUUAGUCUACUCGUAAUUCCCAUAAGGUUAAGAGAAGAACUUAACUCCUUACUUAUAAUGCCUAUAUGAUACAUUUUAUAAUACUCAAUUGUCGUGAUAGUAGCCGGGACAAAACACGUUUGCGCAUUUGUCUGUCUAACUCUAUAUCUGUUGUCAGUAUCCUAACAUCCUUCAACAGCCUCCCAUCAACUAGAGACAAGCAGCAUUCAGCAGCAGGAAGCAAGACCAGCAGAACAGCGGCGCGGCCAAUGAUGUCCUUAAUGUACAUUUAGUGAGAAAAGCAAUUUACUUAAAUUCCUAAUUUAAAUUCUGUAAUAUUUGUAAGCUUUGUCCAGAGAGAACUUAAGUCCGAGUGCUUAACAACUAAAUAAUAAAAACACAAAUGGAAAACACUCA